AUGAGUGUAUUGAGUGGGAAUCCCAUUUAUUUUAAGCACCGAAAAUCACUUCCAAUAUUUUUUUCUCGAGAAAAAAUUUUAAACUUUUUUAAAAAUAAUAAGACCUUCAUUCUCGUGGGGGAAACCGGCAGCGGGAAGACAACUCAGCUUGUUCAGUAUUUAUUAGAUUCUGAAUUAUGUAAUAAAGUGAUUGCUUGUACGCAGCCUCGUCGAGUAGCUGCCAUUACUGUUGCAAGGCGAGUUGCCAAAGAGAGGGGAGUCCGACUGGGUAUGGAAGUAGGCUAUACUGUUAGAUUUCAAGAUGUUUCAUCUUCCAAAACUCGUAUAAAAUACUUAACCGAUGGGAUGUUGCUAAGAGAAGCGGUGGCCAAUCCUUUGCUAAAAAAAUAUGAGGUUAUUAUAUUAGAUGAAGCGCACGAACGAACUCUUCAUACUGAUGUAUUAUUUUCUAUUGUAAAGGAUCUCCAAACUAAACGAGAAGAUUUGAAAGUUAUCAUUAUGUCAGCCACUUUAGAUGUAUCUAAAUUUUCUAAAUAUUUUAAUAAUUGUGAAACUUUGCAUGUUUCAGGAAGGCAAUAUCCCGUUGAGAUUUUAUACUGCAAGGAGCCGGAAAAUGAUUACGUUGAUGCCACGCUUAUCACCGUUUUGCAGAUUCACUUAGAAGAGCUGCCUGGGGACAUUCUCUGCUUUCUUACUGGACAAGAAGAAAUCGAAGCCGUCCUUCAAAGUUUAGAAGAGAAAAUAUUGUAUUUGCCUGAAUCCGGUUAG
Molecule: messenger RNA, 768 nt
Organism: Zophobas morio
Lineage: Eukaryota; Metazoa; Arthropoda; Insecta; Coleoptera; Tenebrionidae
Exons: 7
Coding region: 1-768 (255 amino acids)
Biological process (GO): positive regulation of transcription by RNA polymerase I
Cellular component (GO): nucleolus; intracellular anatomical structure
Molecular function (GO): helicase activity; ATP binding; double-stranded RNA binding
Source: RefSeq, a predicted model, not a curated record